Molecule: messenger RNA, 3481 nt
Organism: Diatraea saccharalis (sugarcane borer)
Lineage: Eukaryota; Metazoa; Arthropoda; Insecta; Lepidoptera; Crambidae
Source: the annotation of a GenBank genome assembly
ACUGCAACAACUGUCAGUGUCAAAAACAAAGGCGUCAUGUGAACGGUUUUUUUUCUUUGUGUUUAUUUCUUUGUAUUGGAUGGAAUUUAAUUUACAAAUAGUUGUAAUAUUUGUUCGUUUGUGUAGACGAAAUCGUUUCAUAUUUUAUGUUUUAAAUUUAUAAUCCAAGAUGAGCGAGUCAUGUGUAGAGACCCACGAGGCGCCGGCUUGGUUAUCAAAAUUAGAAAGCCAGCGUGAGAAAUUAAGCAAAGCUCGUUUGGGACAUGAUAGCGGAGCCGGCGCACCAUGCAACUCAUGCGGUCCUUCUUGUCCUGGAUUAGAUUUACAUUUCUGGAGAAAGGUGUGUCGCUCCUGCCACUGCAGUAAAGAUGUACAUGAUGUUCAAGAUGAUGACUUGUCAGGUUGGGCUCAGUUUGAGCUACUAGGAACUGCUCGACCAAAAAAAGGCACUUUGCCAUUGAUAAAAAUUCGUGGAGUUACUGAUAAACCAGUGAAACUUGAUUGGGUCCCUCCGAAUGCAUCAACUGAGUUGGUAUCGGAGUACAUGUCAUGCCUGGGUUCGCUAGCACCAGUGUCUGGUUCGGAGGCGGCGCGUCGCAGGCGGGCUCAGCUCCGCACGCAGCUGCCGCCGCACGACGUUGCCCCCGCCGCGCGACAUCACGCCACAGAUCAAGAGAAGUCGGAACAUACGGAAUAUAUAACAAGAAUAAAGGACCAUGUUGUGGGUAUGGGUAACGUCGUCCGGGUCGGGCCACUUCAAAGUGGAGAAGUCUUUUCGAUAGAAAGCAGCAAGUCGCAUGCGGCCCCCAAAUCAUAUGCUCUUCCAUUGAAAAUAUCUAACUUGUCUAGAGGUGUGAAGUAUAAUAUAGUUCCGAAAAAUGCCUCUGAUAAGAAACUCGUACUAGACUCGCAGGGUAACGUAGUAAGCAGCGCUGCUAACCUUCCAGAUUAUAAAACUAGUCCAGUGCUGAGUCGUAUUGUUAAGGACAAACUUCAUGUAAUGAAGAUAGAAUCAGAUAGAAUUAAAAGUGCUGUGGAACAUGGCCCAGUAUAUGAUAAACUAUUCAAAAAUUUGAAUGACCUCGGUAUGCCUAUUAGUGGUGAUGUUUAUUUACAACCCAUAAAACUUUUUCGUGAUGAAUAUAAUAAAAAUCCUCAGUUCCGUGAGGAAACUAAUGAAUUUGCUAGUAAAGCACUUGGAGCUCAAAUUAUGCCAGAUUUUUGGUCCACUAACAAUAAUAUUGUGGGAAGUGCUAAACUUAUUGACAGCAGAAUACAGAAAGGAACAAUAUUUGCUCCAAACGGGGAGAUAUGGAGUUGGAAACACGAGCCUACUACACCUGAAACUAGUGGAACUAUCUGUUCUACAAAAAUAAACCCACAGUAUUCAACUGUAACAAAACCUAUAAACCAAGUUGAACCUCAACAGACAGCUCCAUUACGGGAAUAUCUGCGUACUCAUUCAGAGGAUGAUCUCCCACCUCCUCCUUUACCGAAUUAUAGCACAUAUCCAGGUGCCAUUCCAACACCAGCUACAGCUAAUGACUGGACGACAAAUUCAAACGAAGCCAUCCUAAACAAUGAAAGAAAUGAUAAUGAAGUAACAGAAAGCUCUAAUUAUGAGGAAUUAAGUCCAAUUAUAAAUCAGCUAACAGAUAUGACCCUGAGUCCUGCUGAAUUAGAAUUCAAUAGGAAAUUGUAUAAUGAGGGUGUGCCGUGUCAGCGUUGUAAGAAGUCGAUGUUUGCUGGUGAAGUGGCAGUCAAAGCGGAGAGGGCUGGACAAGAGGCUAUAUGGCAUCCACAGUGCUUCACAUGUAGCAAAUGCGGAGAACUGCUCGCCGAUCUCGUGUACUUCUUUUACAAAGGGGAAAUUUAUUGUGCCCGAGAUUUAGCUAACGUAUUAGACAUACCACGUUGCGCUGGUUGCGAUGAGUUGAUUUUCACGCGUCCAUAUACAGCAGCAGAGGGUAGAGCUUUUCACGUACAACAUUUUUGUUGUUACCAUUGUGAUGCUCCACUUGGGGGCUCGAAGUAUGUUCCUGACGAUAAGACUGGUUUACCUAUUUGUCUCUCUUGUUACGACCAGUUUCAUGCUGAACGUUGUCGAGCUUGUGGAGGUGUUAUUGGUCCCGAGCAACAGGGGGUGUCUUGGGGUAAUACUCAUUGGCAUGCUGAUUGCUUUAUAUGCUCCGGCCGAAUGUGCGGGAAAAGUUUGCUGAGUGGACGUUUUGUCGUGAAGCAAGAGAUGCCAUUCUGUAGUGUGCCUUGUAUUCAGAGUAGAAUUAAGUGAUUAGAAGGUAGCAAAGUUUUUGCAUCUUCCUAUAUUUAUUAUUCUAUGUUUAAGUAAAUUUUGAUAUUAUUUACUCCAAAUCAUAUUUUUAUAUAAAUUUUGACAAACAAUUAGAAUCUAAGCCAUGUUAAAUAUUACAUUUAAGUCGUUUAAUAACAAUAAAUCUGAUAUGGUAAAAAAGAUUGAUCAGUCUUAUAAAUUUUGAUGGAAAGAAUGUGACUGAUUUUAAGACUAAUCAGCAUUCCAAGCAAAUUUAUAUAUUUAUAGCAUUUUAUGUACAUAAGUGUCAUAUUGGGGGACCAUUCUAGUUUUUGUAGUUCUAGCGGGAAGUUUGGGGAUAUACAUGUAGUAGUACUAAAAUGUAUAUUUCUUGAGUUGGUAUUUUUUUUUGUGUAUUGUGAAAGUGUAUUUUAUAUUAAGUAUUAUUAAUUAUCACUAUAAUGUAAAUUUAACCAAAAAUGGACAUGUAUGCUACAUGUCCGUUUUUGGUCAUAUCUACCUAUGCUAAGUGAAAGAAAAGUAAAUCCCAAUGAGUAGAUUGACUGUAUGAUUUUUUUCUUCCACCUACCUUGCAUAUCAAUAAUUAUAACGACAAUACAGAAACUCUUUUUGUGUUUUUAUUGUGUAUGUGGUUAAGGUAAAGAAAAAAAUAUAGUGUUUUAUCAAAUGUUUUUCAAUAAUUUAUUGUUAUCAAUAUUUCUUGUCACAAUUUCUUGUAAAGGUGGAAUUUUUUGGUUUUAACAACCCAUAAGCUAAUCCAGUGUAUACAUAUAUUCUAGCAUGAGUCUGGAAAAUUCUAAAAUACUAUUCUUUUUUUGUGCUCUUGUCGACAGUGCCAUUAGGUCACAAAUUAUGUUAAAUAUUGAAAAUAUAUUUUGUAUGUUAAAAAUAUUUGGUAAUCAUUACUACCCGCACUUUACCCGAUUACUUGACUUUCUAGAUUACCUACUAAGCAUAGAUAAUAAUAUUGAUUUUUACAUUUAUGCCUCAAUGAUUAUGCUAACAUCAAUUUAAAAUACAAAUGCUAAUAAGUACAAAAGAGUAAUAUCCAAGGGCCGCGAGACGUUAAUUCUUUUCUGAGAGACAAAAUUUGUAUUGUACUAAACAUUUUUUAUAUGGGUACUUAAAUAGCCAGUUUAUAGGUAUCCAGGUAAAUAGCCAGGUGGUAAAAGUACAGCGCCGGUUCGAUCA